Molecule: messenger RNA, 2237 nt
Organism: Mytilinidion resinicola
Lineage: Eukaryota; Fungi; Ascomycota; Dothideomycetes; Mytilinidiales; Mytilinidiaceae
Exons: 4
Coding region: 1-2223 (740 amino acids)
Source: RefSeq, a predicted model, not a curated record
AUGAUCAAGAGCGUCCGCCAAAACAGUCAGCAGCAAGACCGUAUUAAAGUCCCUUCCGCUGCCCUCCCGAAGUCGCCUUCACCCCCCUGUGAGGCCACCUCCAACGGCUCUUCUCUCUCCAAUAGGCCGGCGAAAGUGGCCCCUUCAUCUACCCAUAUUGCCACACACUUGGCUCAUAUAACUUCGGCUUGUGAAGGUCAUGACAGCAUUGCCACUAAAACUUCCAUAUCCACCUUACAAGACACGCCUAGUUCCACCGGCUCGACUACGCCACCUUAUUCCCCCGAGACCCCGUGUCGCAUUAAGCGUGCAACCUCCUGGCCAACGCCACCCACAGUGGUAACAGUCACCGAGAGCGUAUCCUCUGCGUGUGCAAAGUCUCUCGGUCCGAUCCACUUUGUUCUGGCUGAUGUGCAUGAUGAGAGGAUUUCGACGGCGACGGCUGGUGAAACAAGCAACAAGACCGAAGCCAGUGUAGUCGAGGCAUACACAGUGCCUUGGACCUCUGAAGGAUCCGAUACGGAAUUCUCAUAUCAAGAAGCUCAUAUCAAGAAGCUCCUGAAACAGCAGCAAGUCUUACUUUUCUCUCACGGAAAGCGACACUUCGCGAACAUCCUCGCUGCUAAGAGCAUUCGUCAUGAGCGAGAACUUGCACAAAAAGACGCUGAAGCAGAUAGCUUGCGCCUAGAACAAGGUGAUACUAUCAAAGACCACCGCGAGCGUCGUAGACAGGCGGACGCAGAAUUCGCUAAAGCUUUGGCGAAGAAAGAGAAAUUGAUCCGCGAUCUCGAAGAACACAACAAGAAGUGCUACGACAUGGGAUACGCCGCGAACAGUCUAGAGCUUGACUACGCUAGGGACACGCUAGUGAAGCGAGAUGAACAGCUAGAGAAGAAACGGGCUUCGACGCGGGAAUGGAAAUCAAAACACAAUGAUGUUCUCCGCGAGAAGGAGGAUCUCAAGCUUCAAAUCGAGGCAUUCAAGAAGCCUGAGAACAGCCAUAUCAUCGAAGCCUACCAGCAGAGCUUGGAGGUAUUGUUGGAAAGCGGAAAGAGGGUCGACGAGGCCCUUCGACAGGAGAAAGAGAAGUCGGAAAAACUCAACAACGUCAUCAUUGCCACUCAAGGCAAUAUCAAGAACUACGUUUCUCAGUUUAAUAUCAACCAAGCCCGCAUUGAGGAUCUCUGCGCCCGAAGUAACAGGGAUGCAGAGACAAUUCGCAAGCUCUCAGAAGAUAACGAAGCUCUCCGAGCGAAGAAUUCCGGAUACGAAAGCUGGGAACAGGAUGUCAAACCUCUACGACUUGCUACAAAAUCCAAUGUCGCGUAUCACAUUCGCGAAACUGAGAAGCUUUCUCGGUGGAUCAAGGAGGCCAUGGAGGAUCAUGCGGAGUCCGGGGACGAUGACUUCGAUCCGGAUUUCUUCAAAGAGGCAUCACUAAUCAUAUUGAGAUUAAGAGAGUCUAUUGAGAGGGAGCAUGAGUUGAUCGAGCAGAAUAGCAGACUAGCAGACGACGUUCGCAAACUCCAAGUCGAGCUGGCGGAAGAGAAGUCCCAAACAAAGAAGUAUGAAGCUACGCUAGAUGCCUUGGAAAUGCAAGAAACCAAUGCCCGAAAAGAACUGGCAUGGCGCAAACCCAUCUUCGAAGAGCAUAGGGACCGCUUCACCUAUUACAAGAACCAAGUCAUUGAACUCCGCGGAGAGAAAGCAGCGAGCUGGGCUGAGAACCCAGAUAUGAACGUGGCAAUCGAAGCGCAGGCAGAGGUCGCUCGCCUCGAAGAGGGCAUCAACGAAAUGAUUGAUAAACACGAGCCGCUUCAUCACGAAGUGAAGACAUUGACCAAAGAAAAGUGCGUUGAGACAUCAAAGUAUCGAAGCGAGAUAAGCAUCGCCAGGACUGAGAACGUCCAGCUGAAGCAAACGGUUGAUCGCCUAAUUCGCCGAGUCCAGGUUCAUGAGCCCGACUUCUCCUGGGACAAUCUCCUUGAAUCGGAAGACGCUGGCAGACGGGAGCCGAGUCCACUCCGCGAUCCCACCUACCGGCCCCUCGACGAAGCAGCUGAGCGGACGGUUGUCCGUCAUCUGGGACCUGUGGAGUCGGGAGCACCGCCAGAAGUGAUCAAGAAGUAUAUCCCGGAGGAAAACUGGGUGGGCGAUAGCAGGAAUAACGAAAUGUUCUGUCUCGACCGGGCGCAUCUGGAAUGGCCGGAAUAUUUAUACUGACUCAGGUUGAAAAU